AUGUCUGGGGCCCAGGUACUGCGGUUCCUGAAGAGCCUGUCCAGGACCAAACCCCUGGAGCCUGAGGGUGAGGAGUCCAACUUCCGGCGUAACCUGACCACGCUGGACCUGGUGGCUCUGGGCGUGGGCAGCACCCUGGGGGCCGGUGUGUACGUGCUGUCGGGGGAGGUGGCGAGGACCGUGUCCGGGCCCAGCAUCAUCGUCUCCUUCCUGGUGGCCGCCGUCGCGUCCGUCUUUGCCGGGCUGUGUUACGCUGAGUUCGGGGCGCGGGUCCCCAAGACGGGCUCGGCCUACCUGUACAGCUACGUGACGGUCGGGGAGAUAUGGGCCUUCGUGACGGGCUGGAACCUGCUGCUGUCCUACGUCAUCGGAACGUCCAGCGUGGCCCGGGCCUGGAGUGGAACCUUCGAUGACCUCAUCGGGAACGCUAUCGCCGGAUCGCUAAGAAACAUGGCCGCCAUCGAUCUUCCCGGUCUGGCGCCUUACCCAGACUUCUUUGCGGCCGGCCUCAUAAUGUUACUAGCAGGGAUUCUUGCGUUUGGAGCCAAAGAGUCUGCUAUUGUCAAUAAGAUCUUCACAGCGCUGAACAUCCUGGUGUUGCUAUUUGUGAUCAUCAGCGGCUUCAUAAAGGGGGACAUUGAUAACUGGUACACCAGUGAGGAGUCCAUUCUCAACGAAACACUACAUGGUACCCUGGCGUUGAAUGAAACCAGUAGCUAUGGUAAAGGAGGGUUCUUCCCCUUCGGCCUGAAUGGAACCAUAUCAGGGGCAGCGACCUGCUUCUAUGCCUUCGUGGGAUUCGACUGCAUUGCCACAACUGGAGAGGAGGUCCAGAACCCCCAGAGGUCCAUCCCGCUGGGCAUCGUGGCGUCGCUCCUCAUCUGCUUCCUGGCGUACUUCGGCGUGUCGGCGGCGCUGACCCUGCUGAUGCCCUACUACCUGAUCAGCGUCCAGAGCCCGCUCCCUGUGGCCUUCGACUACAUCGGCUGGGCGCCGGCCAAGUACGCCGUGGCCGUGGGCUCGCUGUGCGCCCUGUCCACAAGCCUCCUGGGGUCCAUGUUCCCCAUGCCCCGGGUUCUGUACGCCAUGUCCCGGGACGGCCUGCUCUUCAAGGUGCUCAGCAAGUUGAGUGACAGGCAGAGCCCAGUCAUUGCUACGCUGGUAUCCGGUGCUGUUGCAGCGUUCAUGGCCCUGGUGUUCGACCUGAAGGCCUUGGUGGACUUGAUGUCCAUUGGAACUCUCUUUGCCUACACUCUUGUAGCCGUGUGUAUCCUCAUACUAAGGUACCAGGCGGAUCUCACUGAGGGCUCGGGUUCCAUCAAUCCAGAAUCCUUCUCUCUGAUGAGCACGCUGUCUCCGCCUUCACAUGCCACCCCUCGCACCUCCAGCACUGUGUCCAUGUUCACCGUCUCCAUCAUCUUCAUAGCCAUCGGUAUGAGCCUGCUGGUUAGUAAGGGAGGGGACUCCCUACGGGGCCAGGAGUGGUGGAGCCUCCUGGCCCUGACCGGGAUCCUGGUGCUCGUGGUGCUGCUGGUCGCUGCCAUCUGGAGACAGCCGCAGAACUCCACCACUGCUACCUUCAUGGUUCCCUUCCUGCCCGUGCUUCCCGUCCUCAGCAUUUUCGUCAACGUCUACCUCAUGAUCCAGUUGGGAUCCGACACGUGGGCCCGCUACGCCGUGUGGAUGGCAGUCGGUCUACUGAUCUACUUCUGCUACGGUGUGCAGCACAGUGUGCAGAAAAGAAGGCUUGAAAGCACACAAAAUGAUGUCAAUAUUCAGAACCUCCCUAGAAACUUUGAGUAA
This is a messenger RNA of Gadus chalcogrammus (walleye pollock), 1803 nucleotides long. Its product is annotated as cationic amino acid transporter 2 family protein. NCBI's taxonomy places the organism in Eukaryota, Metazoa, Chordata, Actinopteri, Gadiformes, Gadidae. Gene Ontology annotation, cellular component: plasma membrane. Gene Ontology annotation, molecular function: amino acid transmembrane transporter activity. The coding region runs from base 1 to 1803 and encodes 600 amino acids. Gene Ontology annotation, biological process: transmembrane transport; amino acid transport. The transcript is spliced from 11 exons. The record is from RefSeq and is a predicted model, not a curated record.